AUGUUUUGGAGAUUCGGCUUCCACAAUGCCUCUGCGAUUGACGAGCUUCUAGCUAAGGACGAGGUCUCGCUGGAGGCGAUCCUCGACGAGGACGACCUCUUGCAGGAGUGCAAGGCGCAGAAUGCAAAGCUUAUCAAUUACUUUUCCCGUGUCGACGUCCUCCACCGCCUCCUGGGUUACGUGACGGGGCAGAUCGAGGGCGACGAGAAGGGCGGCUUCAAGUACCCGUAUGUUGCGACCGAGGUCUUGUGCAGCGAAAUAUGGUCCAUCGUCGAGACGUGCAUCGCCAACCAGGAGCAGCUGCUCGUCCCUUUCUGGGAGACAGUUCUCGACAAGUCCCCGGAGGAGAUGCGGAGCCAGGUCAUGAUGGCGGCACAUUUCGCAAAGGUUAACGUUGCGUUCCUGAGCAAGAAGCCUGCAGAGAUGCUGGCAUUCAUCCAAGCCCAAUCAGAGAUUGUCGAGCGGAUUCUUCACCAUAUAGAGUCCCCCCCUUUCGCAGAUCUUCUCGUGAGGAUCAUCCAACUAGACGAGCAUCCGGCCGGGGCGGGCGUCCUUGAAUGGCUAUCGAGAGAGAACCUCAUGUCUCGCCUCAUCAGCCUCUUGUCCCCGGCGCAUAGUCCCGACAUGCAUACAGUCGUCGCUGAGCUCAUCAAGGGUAUCAUUUCCAUGGCUGCGCAUUCUCCCGCUGCAGGAAUGUCGGAUGGCUUGUCCCAUCCUCCCGCGUCAAAUGUCUUCGCCCGGGAACUUGCACACCGAAACAGCGUCUCCAAGCUCGUCAGCUUCAUCCUGUACGAAUUCAAGAGCGACCCCGCCACCUCAGAAGGCUCGGCAGUUACCCAAGAGUCGGCAGCGUCGUCGGUCGUGCAAUCAAUAUGUAUCAUCAUCGAGCUCAUUCGACAGAAUAACUCCGACUAUUUCGAGCCCUACCUUUUCCACACCCUCCGCACACGCCUCAUUCAGGUCCAGCAACAGAUCCAAAUGAACCCGGAUGGCGCGCGUGAAAACCUGGAGACAGCCAUGAAGGAAAUGGUGAACCGCAUGGGCGUUGUUCACCUGGGGCCUGUGUUAGACCUCAUGUGUGAGCAUCUCAGUAAGCUCCAGAAGUUCCUGAAGGAACCCCGAUCCGUGCAAGGCCCCGUCUUGACGACGUUGGGUUCGAUCCCACCUCUCACCUUCGAGAGGUAUCGAAUAUGCGAACUCUACGCCGAACUACUCCACUGCUCAAACAUGUCUCUUCUCAAUCGCCCCUCCGAGUACGAUCACCUGUACGACUCUGAAGGUCGCCUACAAGGUGGCUUGUCGGGCCUGGAAGAGCUAGCUCAAGUCAUCGCCAUCGGCAACGGUAGUGGAGACAACGACGGUAUGGAUGACGAGGAAGACGACGAGUCAACACAUGAGUUCCCGGUUUCGCACGCCCCAUCCUCGAAUUUGACAGACUCUGAUGAGGACAUGAGCGCGGAUGAACCCGGGAGCUCAGAUGACGACGCUAUGGAGGAGAUCGCUAUGUACGAUCCUCCAGGGACUGGUUCACAGCACAAGGGUUCGGAGUCGCCCAGAGAUUCUCCCGCGUCAGCUCUUUCGCCUAUGGCAAUGUCUCCUUCACCCAGUCCACCUCCAUCUACUUCGCCUGGUGAUAUCAACUCCUUCCCUCAACGUCGGAACCUAUGGAGUUCGGACUCGGAUACGCCUCAACAACGGCCGCGAUCGAGCAGUUCCCGAAGAAGUGUCAGGCGGUCGUUGAGGGAGGUACAGGGUGAAAAGCCAGUGCUCGGAGAGAGAUUGAAGCAGAGUUUCUUAAAGGCUAACAUGGCGUCAACGUUGUUGGACCUGUUCUUUGAGUUCCCUUGGAACAACUUCCUUCACAGCGUUGUGUACGACCUCAUACACCAGGUUCUAACAGGACGUGUCGAUGGCGGUGCCAAUCGAGAGCUCACUGUUUCGCUCUUCCGGGACGCGCGUUUGAUGCACCGCAUCAUCGAAGGGUCAAAACGAAACGAUGUGGAGAGCGAAAAGCCAAAAGGGGUCAGACUGGGAUACAUGGGUCACCUUACUCUCAUUUCAGAAGACGUAAUUGGCGCCCUUGAACAUCUCCCUCCAGACCUCCGACUCCAGAUUGCGCAACAUGCUCCCCAGCCCGAAUGGGACGAAUAUGUCACCGGCCGGUACAAAGAGACGAAGAAAAAGGAUACCAGUCUGCUCGGUGGAGGGAAGCCCGUGGUGGCCCCGUCAAUACGGAAUGGCGCGGCGUCGUGGAAAGUCGACGAGGCUGAUGUUGCAACAUCCGCACCUGGCCGGUCCGGAGCAGAGCAGAAGCAGUCGACAGAAGAGCCCCAGGGCGAAUUCAAGCGGGGCGCCUCGCGACGUGAAGGAAGCGCGGACUUCAGCUCAAUGCCUUUAGACGACGAUUUCAGCUCAACGCCGCAGCAGUUUGCUAACUACCUCGUUCACGAAAUGCAGUCUGAGCACCUGGGGUCUGCCGACGAUGGGUCCGAUGAUGACGAAGAUGGAGGCUGGCUGGCGCAGUCUCGCUUCGAGUUACGACCUCCGCCAGUCACCGCGCGCCAGCACGACGGCGAUCGCAAACCGCUGAGUGCAAGUGAUCCAUUCGAUGACGUCAGUAAAUGCUGUCUGAAUGCUCAACGUGAUGCCUUUGGACCCUUUUCUGAUACUGCUGCCACGCCAAGCAACGACCCAUUCUCAUUCGCGACCACAACCUCUGACGACUUCAUGAACGAGAGUGCCUUCGAAUCCUUUGGUGAUUUUGGGGACUUCCAAAGCGCCAGCACGAGCUCCUUUGAAGACGAAGGCACUCUCACGCCCACUGGCGCGGAUAGCUGGAGUUUCGCGAGCGUAUCGAGCGCCGGGUCAAUGGAGGAAGUUGAACGGAGAACGGAGGACCCGAUCUCAGAGGACGAGCACGAACGGACUGCACGACACGACAACUAG
Molecule: messenger RNA, 2946 nt
Organism: Epithele typhae
Lineage: Eukaryota; Fungi; Basidiomycota; Agaricomycetes; Polyporales; Epitheliaceae
Product: SAPS-domain-containing protein
Exons: 11
Coding region: 1-2946 (981 amino acids)
Cellular component (GO): nucleus; cytosol
Molecular function (GO): protein phosphatase regulator activity; protein phosphatase binding
Source: RefSeq, a predicted model, not a curated record